AUGUCUCUUCCCUUCAUUGUUGUCUGGUUUCUAUGGAAUGCUAGGAACAAGGCAAAGCAUGAGGACAUUGGGACUAACCCAGACUCUGUGGUUAGAUGGGAGAAUCCCCCUUAUCCUUUCAUCAAAAUAAACACUGAUGGAAGCUUCACCAAUAAGAAAGCUGCUAUUGGAGGGAUUUUUAGAGACCACACUGAUAAAGUCCUCCUAUAUUUCAAGGCCCCCUACAUUGUUUUUGAUGACUUGGAGACUAAAGCCAUUGUUAUUUAUUGGGCACUCAAAUUUGCCAUGGAAAUUCAGUGGAAUUGGAUUAUUGCUGAAGUGGACUCUUCCCUACUGGUGGAUCUGAUCACUGAAAACUUUUCCCCCCCUUGGCACAUUAUCCAGUGGAUGCACAAGAUAAAGAAGCUUAUCAUUGAUAUUAAGCUACAAAUCUCCUUUGUUUUUAGGGAAGCCAACAUGCCUGCAAAUUUUCUGGCUUUGGAGGGUCCUAACUCAAUUCAUGCUAAGGUCUCCACUUCCCCUCCCCUUCCCCUUCAACUUUUAUUACAAAGAGAUAAACUUCAUAUACCUUACCUCAGAUUGCAGACAUGA
Molecule: messenger RNA, 591 nt
Organism: Phalaenopsis equestris
Lineage: Eukaryota; Viridiplantae; Streptophyta; Magnoliopsida; Asparagales; Orchidaceae
Exons: 2
Coding region: 1-591 (196 amino acids)
Molecular function (GO): RNA-DNA hybrid ribonuclease activity; nucleic acid binding
Source: RefSeq, a predicted model, not a curated record